Drosophila navojoa is the source of this 12112-nucleotide messenger RNA. It is a transcript of the gene Dhc62B, whose product is annotated as Dynein heavy chain at 62B. Gene Ontology annotation, molecular function: ATP hydrolysis activity; minus-end-directed microtubule motor activity; ATP binding. The record is from RefSeq and is a predicted model, not a curated record. NCBI's taxonomy places the organism in Eukaryota, Metazoa, Arthropoda, Insecta, Diptera, Drosophilidae. Gene Ontology annotation, biological process: microtubule-based movement. Gene Ontology annotation, cellular component: dynein complex.
UAUUCAAGUUGCCUUAGUAACGCUUAACAGGACGUACGAAUCAAGAGUUAAGUCGUUGCAGGUUUCUUUGCAACGCUCAAACAUAUAUUUUUCACAUGAGCAGCAGUUGCAGCAUAACGGGAAUUUAUAGUUAGCCGGCCUGCAUCAUGUAUAGCCGUAAAUUGGAGCACAUGCAUCGCCCGUCCUCGGACAUCACGAAAUACGAUGAUGAGCCAUAUAUGAAGAAUCCUCUGCUCACCUUUCGGCUCUCCGAGGUGCACGAGCGCCGUCACUAUGUGUUCCUCAAGCAACGGGCUGCGGAUAUUAAAGUGAAGUUGGCGAAAAAACCGUGGAAACCGGAGCCCGAGAUGCGACCGCUGCCACAGGCGCACUACAUUGACAAUUUACGGCGCGAGGUGCGUAAAAUUGUUGUGCCGCGCAUGCUGCGUAAAACGGAGGCCAAGAUCUUAAGCUUUGCACAGGAACGACUGAAAAACAAGUAUCCCGAGUUGGUUAAGUCGUACAUGGCUGAUGUGCAUGGCGAAUACGAUCGGCUAAUGAAAAUCUAUAGCAUGAAGAACAUAUUGCAGCAUCCCGAGUUUGCUGACGAAGAUCCAUCCAAGUUCGAUUUACCUCAUGCCGAUUUCCUUUCCAAUCUACCAGGACGCUCAGCGAACUACAAAGUCUAUCUAGAGAAUCGUCGUAAGAUCGCAGCGAAAUUACUUAUCCUGCAGCCGCCGAUGCGCGUUAUACUCAGCAUCUCCGUAGCGGAUCUACCUCAAUUCACGUGCAAUUUUCAAUAUGUGAGCAGCAUGGGCGCUCAGCAGCAGCAGGUGGGUCUCGGUGGAAAGGAGGCGCUGUCUACCAAAUUUUACCGGAAGUAUAUACAGAAUCAGUUGGAUAAGGUGAACACAUUUCUACGCUGGAAUUGGUAUACCCGUUUGGUGGCUGUGCUUAAGCGCAUGCUACGCAAGCGUGUGAUGCCUUUCAAUAUGUGGAAGCGAGCCUGGGGCGGCCUGGAAGGUCUGAUGAACCGCGAGGUAAACCAAAUGAAGAUGCGUACCUUUGAGGAACUCUAUCGCAUCUGUAGUAGUCCGCGUACUAUGCCCGUCUUUCGCGUGUCCCUGGUAUGGAACGAUGUGAAGGAUGGUCUGGACAUAAAACCUAGUUUGGCCAAUAUUCAGUCCAAUUUUGGUGAGAUUAUCACCGAAAUCUCAAUGGUGGGCUAUCGCAUGGAAGCCCUUCAGCCGCAAGUGGACACCUUGACGACCUAUGCACAGGUCAACGACUACCUUAAGAUUGAGAUGAACGAGAACACCGUCAAGGAUGUCAUCAAAAAGGCGCAAAAGAUUAUCUGUUGCACUUACACAGAAAUCACAGAGUAUGUGAAUGGCUACCGGGAGAAAUAUCGAGGUCUAUACUCUUCCGAGGUGCGGGACGAGCUUACCAAAUUUCUGGAAGAGCCGCACGAAUUCGAAGAAUACUUUGCACGCAUCGAAGGCUAUUAUGAAUACAUAAAUAUGCUACGCAGUGAGCCAGCGACCGACUAUUUCGAAGUUGCAGUCAUUGACAACGAACCCUUAAUCCAAUCAUUGCGCACUCUGGCCGAGAGUCUAAUAUCGAAUAUUACUGCAAUCAUAAUAAGCGAACAUAUUCGUGCAGAAGAGGAGAUCUGCGUGGAGUUCGAGAAGAUCAAGGAGAAGGCACUGCUGAUACCCAAAUCCACAGAGGAGCUGCUCGAGAGUGCGGAAUAUAUGAUCUAUGUGAAGAUGCAGAAGCUGGCUGAGCUUACGGAUCGUAUUCAAUAUUGCCUGCAGGUGGGCACCAACAUCGUGGAGCUUACCCAGAUGUCGAAGUACCACUUCGAUUUGACCAUCAGGACUAUCAACUGGAUCAAGGACAUUAACGAGAUUUGUGAUUAUAAUGCCUCACAGCAGGAGCAAUAUAAAUUCAUGUUCGAGGAGCAUUUGCAAGAGGUGGUGAAGAAGCUAAACUCUGAUAUUUUGGAAAUGGUGCCCAAGUUAGGCAUAAUCGAUGAUAUGAGCAGACCGGACAAGUUUCGAGAGUCCUAUAUCAUACUGCAAAACUUCAUAGAUCAGCUGAAAACCUUUGAUGACUAUGUGGCCUGGAUCAACAAAGAGGAAAAACUGUUCAAAGUCAAUCAAACGGAAUAUCCAACUCUAGAGAUCAUCAAAACCUUCGUCUAUCCAUUUGCCGAGCUAAUGAAACUAUGUAUUGAAUGGCAGCGUUAUUUGAGCGUAUGGACGGAUGGGCCUUUCGAAUAUUUGGAGCCAAAGUUUGUCGAGACCACAACAGAAGAUUAUCUAAAGGAGUUUCAGAGGAAUCAAAAGUAUUAUCGCGUCAAGAUUAAACAAGAUAUGGUUGAGAAUCCGGUUUGCAAAUUUAAGGGUCAAACUGAGGAUCCCGAUCCGGAGAAGCAUCCUGUACCCAUACGCCUUUGUGCUUCAAUGAUAAAGUCCAUUAAGGACUUCAGCAUUGGUGUUUUCAUUGUGAAUACUUUGUGUAAUCCGGCGCUGCGUAAGCGUCACUGGAAGGAAAUGUCGGACAUCGCUGGAUUUGAUAUUACGCCAGAUGCAGGAACAACGCUUCGUAAGAUUCUCAACUCCGGCUUGGAUCCCAUACUGGAUCAGUUUGAAAUAAUCAGCAUUAGCGCCAAUAAGGAAUUGCAAUUGUGGAACAAUCUGCAGAUCAUGAUUAAGGAGUGGGAAAACAAGGUGUUUCCCGUGGGGCCCUACAAAGAGACAGGUGUCACAAUCCUCUCCAGCUUGGAUGACAUACAGGCGUUAUUGGAUGAUCACAUACUGAAAACUUUGACCAUGCGAGGCUCAGCUUUUAUGAAGCCCUGCGAGGAAGAAGUCCGUGCUUGGUAUGAGAAAAUUAUGCGAGUGAAUGAAACACUUGAUCAGUGGGGCAAGGUGCAGGUGAACUUCUUAUAUCUAUUGCCCAUAUUCUCCUCCAAGGACAUUGUUGCCCAGAUGCCCGAGGAGGGUCGACUCUUCGUUACAGUCGAACAGACAUAUAUGCGCAAUAUGGGCCUAGUGCUCAGGAAUCCUUUGGUUAUGGAAACGGCGCCAGUUUCUGGUCUACUUGAGUCGUUGCAGAAGGCCAACGAACUGUUGGAGGAUAUAUCAACAGGUGUUAGUAACUAUUUGGAAAAGAAACGAUUAUAUUUUCCGCGCUUCUUUUUCUUAGCCAACGAUGAAAUGCUUGAAAUUUUGUCAGAGACAAAAGAUCCUCUGCGCGUUCAGCCGCAUUUGAGCAAAUGUUUCGAGGGCAUUAAUAUACUGGAAUUCGAUUCGGCCAAAAAUGUUUUGGCCAUGAUCAGCAGCGAUAAGGAGCACAUCGCCUUCAUAGAGCAGAUCUCAACAGCUGCAGCUGGUGGAAGUGUGGAGAAAUGGCUCGUCGGUGUCGAGGAGGAGAUGCUAAAGGCCGUGCGCUACCAAUCGGAGCUCUCCUUCAAUCACUAUCCGACUGUGAAGCGUAAUGAAUGGGUGUGCGCGUGGCCCCAGAUGGUGGUCUUGGCUGUCUCCCAGGUCUAUUGGGCCUCCAAGAUGCAUAGCUGUCUGCGUCGCAGCUAUGGCGGUAAUCAGGCCGUAAUGAAUCAGUAUUUCCAGGAAUUAACUAAGGAGCUGAAUGAUAUUGUCACGUUAGUGCGUUCGCCUGUUAUAAGCAAUCUGAAUCGUAUCACUAUUAAAUCUUUGAUUGUCAUCGAUGUGCACGCCAAGGAUGUCACCGAGGAGCUGAUCCGACUUAAGAUCAGCAGCGAGUACGACUUCCAGUGGCUGGCCCAGAUGCGUUACUACUGGGAGGAUGCAACGAUGCUGGUGCGAAUUAUCAAUGCCACGGUACCCUUUGCCAACGAAUAUCUGGGCAAUUCGGAUCGUCUGGUCAUCACGCCGCUCACCGAUCGCUGUUACCGCACCCUGGUGGGCGCCUAUCAGCUGCAUUUGAAUGGAGCACCCGAAGGACCCGCCGGUACCGGCAAAACAGAGACCACCAAAGAUUUAGCUAAGGCUCUCGCUGUGCAAUGUAAAGUCUUUAACUGCUCCGACGGCCUGGACUACAAGGCCAUGGGCAAGUUCUUUAAGGGCUUGGCCUCCUGCGGUGCCUGGGCUUGCUUUGACGAGUUCAAUCGAAUAGAACUGGAGGUGCUUUCCGUGGUUGCCCAACAGAUUCUGCUUAUCAUUCAGGCGGUGCGUCAGAAUGCGGUCAAGUUUAUGUUUGAAGGAACCGAGUUGACUUUGAAUCCCGCCUGCUACGUCUGCAUUACCAUGAAUCCCGGCUAUGCGGGUCGUUCCGAGCUGCCGGACAAUUUGAAAGUACUUUUCCGUUCGGUUGCCAUGAUGGUGCCCGAUUAUGCUAUGAUUGGCGAGAUCUCCUUGUACUCCUAUGGCUUUGUGGAUGCACGUAAGCUGGCUGUCAAGAUCGUGACCACUUAUCGUCUCUGCUCGGAGCAGCUGUCCAGUCAGAAUCACUACGAUUACGGCAUGAGAGCUGUGAAAACGGUGCUCUCCGCCUGUGGUAAUAUAAAGAAACAAUUUCCCGAUGAGGUGGAGGAUAUUUUACUGCUGCGCAGCUUGAUGGAUGUGAAUUUACCAAAGUUUUUGUCCUUUGAUGUGCCGCUGUUUGAGGGCAUCAUCUCGGACAUCUUUCCCGGCAUUAAGCUUCCUCACAUUGAUUACACUCUCAUGGAGGAAGAAUUCAAGCGUGUCUGCAAGGAGGAGAUUUUGGAGCCAGCGCCCAGCUUUCUGCUCAAAGUCAUUCAAACGUAUGAGAUGAUCAUUGUGCGACACGGUUUCAUGCUGGUCGGCGAGCCCCUCGCGGGCAAAUCAAAGACGCUUCAGGUGCUGGCCAAAGUGCUAUCAGCGCUCAAGAUUAAGGCGCCGUCCAAGAGCCCCUACUACCAGCACGUGCAGAUGGGCAUUAUGAAUCCAAAGUCAAUAACCAUGAAUCAGCUAUACGGCUCCUUUGAUCCCAUAUCCUAUGAAUGGACCGAUGGACUGGUGGCCAAAAUCUUUCGAGAUUUUGCAAUGACACCCACGCCAGACAGAAAAUGGGUUGUCUUCGAUGGUCCCGUUGAUGCUGUUUGGAUUGAGAACAUGAACACAGUGCUGGACGAUAAUAAGAAAUUGUGCCUGACCAGCGGUGAAGUGAUCACAAUGUCCAAUGAAAUGUCCAUGGUGUUUGAGGUCAUGGAUCUGGCUCAAGCCUCACCAGCCACGGUCUCCCGAUGUGGAAUGAUCUAUAUGGAGGCAUCGACCUUGGGCUGGCGCGCCUUUGCAAAUACCUGGCUAAAGAAAGCCGAUCCACGCUGGGCGGACAAGGAGAAUACGAAAUACAUGCUGGAUAUGUUGUCGUGGCUGUUGAUGCCAUGCAUGACCUUUGUAAGACGCUUCUGCAGUCAGUUCGUGAAGCCAGGCGAAUUCAACUGCAUGCUAACCACAUUUGACCUGAUUGAUAUGCUGCUCGACGAAGCCAUUGAAGAGAAUCCGGAGGACUAUGACAAAUAUAUGGAGAGCUAUAUACAAGCAGCAAUGCUUUACAGCUUGGUCUGGGGCGUCGGAGGUGUAUUGGAUAUCAAUUCACGCGAGAAAUUCGAUGUGUUUCUACGAAAACUCUACGAGAACGAGCCCCCUGGAAUGGGCAAAAUGGAAAUUACGCCUCCUAUAGAUGGCCUAAUCGUGGACUAUGUGUUUGUGUUCAAGCAGCGUGGCAAUUGGCGCUACUUCCCCGAGAUGGCCAAGCGCAUGGACAUUGAGGAGACGAAAAUAGGCGUCAUUGUGCCCACCGUGGACACAGCCCGCUAUUUGCAUCUGCUCAAGCUGCACGUGCAGCAUAAGAAGCGAAUGCUGCUCAUCGGACCCACGGGCACGGGCAAAAGCGUCUACAUACAAAACUAUCUGAUGAAUAAGCUAAAUCCCGAGCUUUACGAAACGGGCUUCAUAACAUUCACCGUCAUGAUUACGGCAAAUCAGACGCAAGAGCAGAUCAUAGCCAAGCUGCAGAAGUGGAAACGAGGCAUCUAUGGCCCACCCAAGGGCAUGCAGAGCGUGCUCUUUGUGGACGACAUGAAUAUGCCGGUGAAGGAGGUAUAUGGCGCCCAGCCGCCUUUGGAAUUGCUGCGUCAGUUCUUUGACUAUGGCCAUGUCUACGAUCUGAAGGAUAGCUCCAAGAUCUUCAUCCACAAUGUAUUAAUAAUAACUGCCUGUGGCCUGCCUGGUGGCAGUCGCCAGGAUGUCUACCCACGCUUCCUGAACCACUUCAAUGUAUUUUCGAUCAACACAUUCAGCGACGAUACCAUGUUCCGCAUCUUUCUCAAUGUGGCUUUGUGUGGCUUUCGGCGCUCUGGCCAUGGCCAGGAUGUGUUCGUGCUAACCAAUCAAAUUAUCAGCGCCACUCAGAGCAUCUACAAGAGCGUGCAAUCCGAGAUACGUGCGACGCCCGCUAAAUCCCAUUACAUAUUUAAUUUGCGUGAUAUUUCCCGGGUUGUCACCGGCUGCACGCUGGUGCGCAAGGAGUCCGUGAAUGACAAGAAGAUGCUGGUUAGGGUCUGGUAUCAUGAGGCAAUGCGCGUCUUCUACGAUCGCCUGGUCGACGAUACCGACCGCAAAUGGAUGUUCGACAAGCUCAACGAAUGCCUCAAGGCCAAUUUCAAAGACAAAGUGGAGACAGUCUUUGACAAGUACUGUACGGAAGAGGAACCCGAAUUUACCAUGGAGAGGGCGAAUACGGUUUUGUUUGGCGUCUACUUCGACGAGGACAGUGAACCGGAUGAGAGACGCUACGAGGAAGUGCCUAGCAUGGAAGUCUUCUACAAGAUAGCCGAGACGAGCCUGGAGGACUACAACUCCACACGUCGCUCCAAGAUGGACGUCACAUUGUUCACCUUUGCUUUGCAGCAUCUGAACCGCAUCUGUCGCAUCAUCUCGAUUCAAGGUGCGAGCGCCUUGCUGAUUGGGCUGGGCGGCUCGGGCAGACAGUCGCUCACCAAGCUGGCCACCAAUAUGGUGCAGACAUCGUUCUUCCAGCCGGAGAUAACGAAGAACUAUGGCGCCAACGAGUGGCACGAUGACAUCAAGGCCAUACUGAAGGAGGCGGGCGGCAUGAACAAGCAUACGACAUUUCUCAUCACAGAGAAUCAAAUUAAGAUGGAGCUUUUUCUGCAGGACAUUGACUGUUUGUUGAAUCAGGGCGAGGUGCCCAACAUUUUCCCCAUCGACGAGAAGCAGGAGGUAAUCGAGAUGGCCCGUCUGGCCGCCCAAGGAGGCAAUCGCAACAUCGAUGUCUCCGCCCUGCAGGUGUUUUCCUUCUUUGUGAACCGCUGCAAGCAGAAGCUGCACAUCGUGCUCAGCUUCUCGCCCAUUGGGGAUGCUCUGCGGACGCGAGUCCGUUUGUAUCCCUCGCUGGUGAAUUGCUGCACCAUCGAUUGGUAUGACAGCUGGCCCGAGGAAGCCCUGCAGAUGAUUGCCAAAAUGUCGCUGGUGGAUGUGAAUGUGCCAUCGGAGGAAAUCAAGCUGGCCAUCAUGGAUACCUGUCAGUAUUUCCAUACGACGGCGGCGCGGGUCACACGCGAUUUCUGUCAGAUGUCUGGCCGACAUAUCUAUCAGACCAAUGCGUCCUUCAUUGAGCUCAUCCGAUCGUUCCAGACCCUAAUUGCACGCAAGCAGGGCGAGACGAUGCAGGCUAAGAUGCGCUAUAUUGGUGGCCUGGACACCUUGGCUGCCGCCGCUGCUGCCAUUUCCAUUAUGCAACGGGACUUGGGUGCACUGCAGCCCAAGCUGGUGGCCCUGGCGGAGGCGUCACGCAAAAUGAUGUUGGAAAUAAACAAGGAGACGCUUGCUGCUAGCGCCGCCGCGGAGCAGGUGAAACAGGACGAGGAGGUGGCCUCCGUGCAGGCAGCAGCGGCCCAGGUGCUCAAGGGUGAGUGCGAAAAGGAUUUGGCCAAAGCUAUACCAGUGCUGGAGGAUGCUCUGGCCGCCUUGAAUACCCUGAAGCCAGCUGACAUAACAUUGGUGAAGUCCAUGAAGAAUCCGCCGCCAGUUAUAAAGCUCGUCAUGGCAGCCGUUUGUGUAAUGAAGGGUCUGCCGGCGGAGAGAAUACCCGAUCCGGCCACUGGCAAGAUGGUCAACGAUUUCUGGGGUCCCAGCAAGCGUAUCCUAGGCGACAUGAACUUCCUGCCUGCACUCAAGGAGUUCGACAAGGACAAUAUACCCGUUGAGGUAAUGAAGCGCAUACGCAAGGAGUUCAUACCCCACAAGGAUUUCCAGCCGCACAUUGUGGCCAAGGCAUCCAGCGCCGCCAAAGGCUUGUGCCAAUGGGUCAUAGCCAUGGAUCUGUACGACAAUGUGGCUAAGGUGGUGGCACCCAAGAAAGCCAAGCUCGCCGCGGCUGAGAAGGAGUAUGCCGAUACGAUGGACUUUCUGGCCGAGAAGCGCGCCAUGGCCGCUGCCUUGGAGGAGAAAGUGGCGCAGCUCAACAUCGAAUUGGACAAGGCAAAUGAGGAGAUGCAAAACACAGAGCAACACGCCGAGAAUUGCCGGAACAAGCUGAUCCGAGCUGAGGCAUUGAUUGGCGGCCUAGGCGGCGAAAAGUCCCGUUGGAAUAGCGCCGCAGAUGACCUCCAGGAUCUGUAUGAUCAUUUGCCAGGCGACGUGCUUAUCUCCUGUGGCAUCAUUGCCUACCUAUCGGCCGUCAAUUUGCAAUACCGCUCAAGCUGUGUGAGCGAUUGGUUCAAGAAGUGCACCUCACUGAAUAUACCCUGUUCGAAGAAGUAUUCGAUCUCGGCCGUGCUGGGCCUGGAGGUCACCAUACAGAAUUGGCAGCUGGACGGGCUGCCCAACGAUGAGUUCUCCAGUGAGAAUGCCAUCAUAUCGGCCAAUUCCAGCCGCUACAGCUUGUUCAUUGACCCCCAAGGGCAGGCGAACAAUUGGCUGAAGAAUAUGGAGAGGAAGAAUCGAUUGAAUUGUGUCAAGUUCAAUCAGAGCAACUACAUGAAGGUCAUUGCCGAGGCCUUGGAAUAUGGCUCGCCGGUGAUCAUUGAGAAUGUGCAAGAGGAGCUGGAGGUGCCGCUAGAUCCCAUCUUAAUGAAGCAAACUUUCCUCCAGGGCGGCGUCAAGCACAUCAGCUUGGGAGAGAACGUAGUGCCGGUCUCUCCGAAUUUCCGCCUCUAUAUGACCUGCAAUUUGCGUAAUCCCCACUUUCUGCCUGAGACAUUCAAUAAGGUGACUGUCAUCAAUUUCGCCUUGACACAAAAUGCUUUAAUGGAUCAGCUGCUGAGCAUUGUGGUGGCCAAGGAGCGACCCGAUCUGCAGGAAUUGCGCAUCAUGCUCACCACCGAGGCGGCCGCCAAUAAGGGAGCGCUGCGCGAUGCCGAGAAUAUGAUCUUGAAGACGCUGACUAGCAGCGAGGGCGACAUAUUGGAGAACGAGGCGGCCAUCGUAAUCUUGGCCGAUUCGAAAACUCUAUCGAAGGACAUCACCGAGAAGCAGGAAGCCGCCAAGGAAACAUCCGCAAAGAUCGAGGCAUUCCGCUUGAACUACAAGCCCGUUGCGGUCCACUCUUCCAUACUGUAUUACUCCAUUACGGACUUGCCCAACAUCGAUCCGAUGUAUCAGUUUUCACUCAAUUGGUAUAUCAAUCUCUACAUGUACUCCAUUGAGACGGCGAACAAGUCGAAGGAGCUGCCGCGUCGCAUUAAAUUCCUGGUCGAUGGCUUCACCAAAAACUUGUACAACAACGUCUGUCGCUCCAUCUUCGAGAAGGACAAGCUGCUCUUCUCGUUUAUAUUGACAGCACGAAUUCUGCUGGGCACAGGGCAGGUGGAGAUGCGACACUUGGCACAUCUGCUGACCAAUGCCAAGGAGUCGACCAAUAUACCACCGAAUCCGGAUCCCGAGUGGAUAACUGAUAUAGUUUGGUUAAAUGUGCUGCGAUUGGAGGAGCUGAAAGAGUUGAAUGGCAUUGUCGCGUCGUUCCGUAAAAAUCUGCCAGCUUGGCAAGCGAUCUAUGACCAUGUGUCGCCCGAGCUGCAGCCGUUGCCCCAACCCUGGCAGGAUAAGACCACGGCCUUUGAGAAGAUCAUUAUACUCAAAGCACUUCGCCCGGAUUCCGUUUUCCUAGCUGUUCGACUUUUCAUAGCGAAUACAAUUGGGGAACAAUAUGUCACGCCGCCUGAAUUUGACAUUUCCAAGUCGUAUGCGGACUCGACGGCCCUAACUCCGUUAGUCUUCAUCUUGUCCCCAGGCGCCGAUCCCCUGGGCUCUCUGCUGGCCUUCGCUGAGAAAAUGGGCCAGGAGGAGACUUUCCAAAGCAUUUCGCUGGGCCAGGGUCAGGGACCCAUUGCCACGGCUUUGAUUAAGAAUGCCCAGGAUAUGGGCUACUGGGUCUGCUUGCAGAACUGUCAUUUGGCUGCGUCAUGGAUGCCCACACUAGAGUUCCUGUGGGAGAACAUGGAUACAUUUAAUACGCAAGCAAACUUUCGUAUUUGGUUGACUGCCUAUCCGACGCCGCAGUUUCCCGUAACGAUCCUCCAGAAUGGCGUUAAGAUGACUAAUGAACCGCCAACGGGUUUGAAAGAGAAUCUCACCCGGUCGUACAACUCGGAGCCCAUUAACGAUCCAGAGUUCUAUACGGGCUGUGCUAAGCAGGAUCGAGCUUUCACGCGUCUGCUAUUUGGAAUUUGCUUCUUCCAUGCGGUCGUGCAGGAGCGUCGUAAAUAUGGUCCCUUAGGCUGGAAUAUACCCUACGGAUUCAAUGAGUCCGAUUUGCAAAUCUCUGUGCUGCAGCUCAGUAUGCUACUCAACCAGUACGAGCACGUUCCGUACGAUGCCAUCUCCUAUCUGACCAGCGAGUGCAACUAUGGCGGACGCGUGACAGAUAACUGGGACAGACGUUGUAUUGUUACAAUACUCGCGGACUUCUGUAAUGCCAAUGUGGUCAAUGAUAAUAAGUUCCGCUUUGCUGCGGAUGAUCGGUAUAUAUUGCCACGAAAAACGGAGCAUCGGGAGAUAUUGCGUUAUCUAGAUGAAGCUGUGCCUUCAUUGGCGCCACCGGAAGUAUACGGUUUGCACGCAAACUCGGGCAUUACGCGUGAUUUGCAGACAACCAAAACGCUGUUGGAUUCGAUGAUUCUGCUGCUGGGCAGCGAGGCAGCGGGCAGCGCUGGCGGUGGCGUUAGUGCCGAGCAAAUGAUUCUCGAUACGAUUAAGCAGAUUGAGACUGAAAUGCCUCCAGACAUGGAUAUCGAGGCAGCAGCAGAGAAAUAUCCUGUGGAUUACAAUGAGUCAAUGAAUACGGUUGUCGUUCAAGAAAUGGAACGUUUCCUAAAGCUGCAGAAGGAGAUUCGCGCCUCCUGUCGCGAUUUGGCCAUGGCCAUUAAAGGUAUCAUUGUGAUGACGCCCGAUUUGGAAAACGUAAUGAUUGCCAUGAAAUACAAUCGCAUACCCACCAAGUGGAUGGGUAAAUCCUAUCCAUGCCUCAAGCCGCUCGGCUCCUAUGUGCAGGAUCUGUACAAGCGUCUCAAUUGGUUACAUCAGUGGCAUCGUGUGGGCAAACCGCCAACCUUCUGGCUAUCCGGAUUCUUCUUCACCCAGGCCUUCCUAACGGGCGCAAUGCAAAACUUUGCACGAAAAUAUAAAAUACCCAUUGAUACGCUGACCUUUGAUUAUGAUGUGCUAAAAGUAGAAUCGAAAAGCACGCCACCAGAAGAUGGUAUCUAUUGCAAUGGAUUGUUCUUGGAGGGCGCUCGUUGGCACUGGGAGCAGAAUUCGUUGGCCGAGCAGCUGCCUAAGAUUUUGAUGUAUGUAAUGCCGGCGAUAUAUUUCCGACCUCUAACCCUUUUGGAAGUUACCGAGGGUUCGCGCUAUCGCUGUCCGUUAUACAAAACGGCCGAGCGCAGAGGCACACUCUCCACCACAGGACAUUCCACAAACUAUGUGGUUCCUCUGCUGCUCAAUACUCAAGUUAAAGCCUCCCACUGGGUGAAGCGAAGCGUCGCUUUAAUUUGCCAAACCAACGACUGAAAAUGCGAAAUGACUUCAAAUAACAUUGCAGUCGUACACAGUUUAAAGAGAGAAAUCAGAAGACUCGAACUACAGUUAAACAGGACAUCAAU